This is a messenger RNA of Cryptomeria japonica (Japanese cedar), 1193 nucleotides long. RefSeq lists its product as uncharacterized. Gene Ontology annotation, biological process: translation. The coding region runs from base 314 to 949 and encodes 211 amino acids. The transcript has 4 exons. NCBI's taxonomy places the organism in Eukaryota, Viridiplantae, Streptophyta, Pinopsida, Cupressales, Cupressaceae. Gene Ontology annotation, molecular function: structural constituent of ribosome. Gene Ontology annotation, cellular component: small ribosomal subunit; ribosome. The record is from RefSeq and is a predicted model, not a curated record.
AAGAUUACUAAAAAUUGAAUAGCGGAAAAGACGUUUCAAAACGGAUGUUUUGAAGUUGCGAAUUAUCUGUUCGAAUUUCCAUUUGAAAGUUACAGAGACACUUGGUUUUCAAAGAUCAUCUGUUGUAAGAGGAAACCAAAUUUCUUGCAAGCUUGAAAAUCGCGAAACCUUGUUAAACCGUUGAGUUUCUUGCAACACACUCUGUUAGGGUUUUAGUAGUAUAAUCACAAACCCAUCCAACACACAAUUACCAUUCACGAUCAGAUUGUGACUUUAAGCUUUUGCAGGUGGAAGAGCAAAAGCAGCUGCGGUCAUGGGGAUUUACAAAAGAUUAUUCACACCACUAGUCAACAAUGUCUGGUCAUCAUUAGUAUCAUCCUCCGGAAGGGUUGGAGAACCGUGGACGAUAUUCAGCCGAGGUUUGGCCGCAAAGCCUUUCAGGGAAGGUGGACUGCAGCAGCAGCUGAAUGUAAAUGUGCAGUUUGAGCCUGUUGUAAAUUGUGGCAAUGUGGUUAAUAGACAGGCUCUGCCCUCAUUUAUGGGCCCCAAAGCUUAUUUUGCAGGCUUCCUCAAUGUUCAUGGAAAUAGUAGCGUACAAGCUUGUUCUUACCAUGUUCGAUGCUACAGUAGCACAGGGAAGGUAGCUUUGAUGGACAAGCGAAAUAUACAAGAUCACAAGCGCAGAUUGCUUGCAGCUAAAUAUGAAAUAAAACGGGUGCUUUACAAAGCUGCUCUAAGGGAUCCAAAUCUUCCUAGGGAUCUGUGGGUAAAGUUUCGUACUAAGUUGUCUAAGUUGCCAAGAAAUAGUUCCUUUACACGGACAAGAAAUAGAUGUAUUUUAACUGGUCGCUCUCGUGCCGUCUAUAGGAAAUUUCGCAUGUCUCGUAUUUGUUUUCGUGAAUUAGCGUCUAAAGGUGAGAUAAUGGGUGUAAGGAAAGCAUCUUGGUAGACACUUUUGUGCCAAUGCAGUCCCCAGCUAUCCAGAGGAAGGAUUUUCCAUAUCAAAUUGUAUUCAUUUCAAUCUUAACAGGGAACAUAGAAUUCAUUGGUUCCCUCAUUAUUCUGUCAAAUUUUGAUUAUUUACAAAGGUUGUAGAUGUUCAAGAAUACCCUUGUGGUUUUGCUGUGUGAAGUAUCACCCCACUUGAGCUAAAUCCAAUAUAAUGUGAGAUGUAUUGAAGGAUUUGAUUGCUA